This is a messenger RNA of Styela clava, 2313 nucleotides long. RefSeq lists its product as uncharacterized. The record is from RefSeq and is a predicted model, not a curated record. Gene Ontology annotation, cellular component: cytoplasm. NCBI's taxonomy places the organism in Eukaryota, Metazoa, Chordata, Ascidiacea, Stolidobranchia, Styelidae. Gene Ontology annotation, molecular function: protein binding.
UUCCAAAACGACGAACAUGGAAUGGAGUGGUUUUGUCUUUGAUCGUGGUAAAAUACUAAUACUGGUAUAAUUUCCCGUUGAAUUAUUUUUGUAAAUGAUAAAUUUAUGUGAUGCCCCGUAAAAAGAGGCGAGCAAAUCCGAAAGAAUCUUCAGCCGCGAUACCAAAAAAACGCCACGUUUCAACUUCGAAGCUAAGUUCGACUACCCUGAUCCUCACCGAUGUACAACCUGAAAAGCAAGAUGAAGUCAAACAAGUUCAAGAUAUGGAUGACGUCACACUUGUUGAAGACAGCCAGAAUCCGGAUGAGAAACCAACAGAGGAACCUCAAGUAGUAGUAUCACCCAAAUCUGAGUCAAAUCACUCUGUGAAUUUCACGCUUCCAGAAUCGACGAAUUUACUGCUCUUGAAGGAAAUCCUAGAACUUCCAAAUUUAUUCAAAGGAAUUGCAACCGCGGAGAAAAUAGUCCGUGCCAGAAAACGGUUUAUAAACCUUGGCGACAAAAACAUUACCGAUAUCCCGGAAGAACUUUUCGAUUUUGACGAAGUUGUAGAAUUACAUUUAGAAGAGAAUGAUAUUAACCAUUUAUCUCCACUAUUUGAAUAUUUCAAAAGUUUAAGAAUUCUUUAUCUCAAUGGAAAUUGCAUAUCGGAAUUGUGCCCCGAGAUUGCAAAGCUAACGCAAUUGAAAUCAAUUGAUCUGAGUUGCAAUCCACUAUCACCAUUUCCUUCGGAUAUCAUCACAAAGUUGGUUUAUCUUACUCAUUUGAGACUGUAUGAUACCGGACUAACGUCGUUUCCCGCAGAAAUAUGCAGAGUAAUGCAGUACUUGGAAGUUUUAGGACUUUCCGGUAAUGACAUCGAAGACCUACCACCAGAUUUUAUAUGCAUGCAGAAGCUACGCGAGGUUUACUUGAAAGAUAACAAAAUGGUUGAAUUUCCAAUUUGUUUGUGCGGUUUACCAAAACUUUGUAUUAUUGAUCUGGAGGGUAAUAAAGUCCAGUAUAUCCCAAAGCAAAUAUCACUUCUGAGAGAAUUGAAAAAGUUUUAUAUUUCUCGAAAUUCUCUGCUUGCGAUUGAGAAGCAGUUGUGCAAAUUGAAACAACUUGAAGUCUUAGAAGCAUCCGACAAUAGAAUUUCCGAUUUACCUAACAACAUUCAUGAUAUUAUUAGUCUGCGCGAUUUGUGCUUGGAUAAUAAUCGAAUUAGAAUUUUACCGAAGAAGUUUCAUCGUCUCGUCAACUUGGAAGUUCUUCGAUUACGUAACAACGGCAUCAGAGAUCUUCCAAAACGAAUAUCGAGAAUGGCAUGCUUGUCCAGAUUAGAUGCUGGUGGAAACAGACUCGAGCAUCUUCCAAUCAACAUUUGUGCUCUCUCGCAACUCCGUAUUCUCAUGUUGGACGACAAUCAACUGCGCGAUGUUCCACCUUAUAUCGGUCAUUUGCGAAAUUUGGUGCUUCUUAGUCUCACUGGUAAUAAAUUCGAUGUCUUCCCUAUCGCAUUGUGCAGUCUGAAAUCACUAGAGCAUUUGUAUCUCGGCCAGGAUCAAGGAAAACCAUUCACAAGGCUUCCAAACCAAAUAAAGUAUCUGGUCAAUCUUAAAAAGCUAUAUCUGGAUAACAAUCAGCUGGUAACUCUACCGGAGAGUAUCCGUGAAUUACGUCUGCUCACUACACUCGUUGUCAGCAACAACCGACUGUCCUCGCUACCAGCUUGUCUACCAAGUUUGACAAACUUAUCAACUCUGUACCUGAAUAACAAUGAUCUCACCAAACUAUCGGAAGACGUCGAUCAGUUGAAACAACUGAAAGACCUGGAUGUUUCAAACAAUCCCUGGCAAUAUCCGCCACAACAUGUUUGUGAACAAGGCCUACAAGCGAUUCUGAAGCAUAUCGCAACGGAAAAGAAAUUGAGAUACUGUGCCACCAAGAUUCAAGCAUGGUGGAGGGGAAAUAUGGUGAGGCAUGGUUUCGGACCGUUCGAUGGGGGUGCCAAGUCAAAGAAAAAAGGAAAGAAAGGAAAAGCAUCGGCAAAAGGAAAAAAGAAAGAUAAAAAGAAAAGCAAGAAAGGUGGAGGAAAGGGGAAGAAAAAGUAAUGACGCCGGUUAAAGAAAUUCAGUUAAUAUUAGAACAGAUAAAAGUCAAAAGUCAGUGGCAGAUUGAAGUUGAUCGUCUAUAAAUUUCAAAUAUUAAUUUGCAGUUAACAAUUAUGAAUCGAACUUCAGCGUACGAACCAUCAGUGGCCUAAGCUCAAUAUACCAGUAAUUUUGAUGUGAUUUUAUGAAUAGUUUUGAAUAUAAAUAGCCUUAAAAGUUA